Phymastichus coffea is the source of this 2436-nucleotide messenger RNA. It is a transcript of the gene Aldh-III, whose product is annotated as aldehyde dehydrogenase, dimeric NADP-preferring. The transcript has 14 exons. Gene Ontology annotation, molecular function: aldehyde dehydrogenase (NAD+) activity. Lineage: Eukaryota; Metazoa; Arthropoda; Insecta; Hymenoptera; Eulophidae. Gene Ontology annotation, biological process: aldehyde metabolic process. Gene Ontology annotation, cellular component: cytoplasm. The coding region runs from base 285 to 1964 and encodes 559 amino acids. The record is from RefSeq and is a predicted model, not a curated record.
UAACGAUGCCCGAAGUGGCAAACGAGCCCACCAGCGAGCAAUCUUCUUCGAUUGUUGUGGACAUCGACGGUGAAGUGCGCACAUGCCGGCUUGAUCUUGAGCACGAUGGUGUGGCCGUGAUGAUUGAGCCGUCGUCCGAAGACUAACUGAUGUGCAUCGCAUCGAUUGCUUAACAUCGAAAGAAAACUUUUGGCUGAACGGCUUUUCGCUUCUCCUUAUCGGAAAAUCCGUAAAUUUAAGAAAUAUUUUUUCUGUGGAAUCUUAUUAAGCUACAUUACCUCAACAUGCUUUGGAAUCAGAAAUAUCGAGUUAAUACAACUCCGCCGAAUAAUGCGUCAACACAAGCCAAACAUAAGUUUUUGGCUGCAAUGACUAAAUUCAUUGAGCAAAGCAAGACCGGGGAUGCCGUUAAAAUUCAAGUGGAAGCCGCUAAUGGAGUUACAGUCAAUGGUAAAGAAAUGUCCAACUUUGCUGAGCUUGUUCAAUCUACUCGAGAUGUCUUUUAUACCAAUAAAACUCGGCCAAUCGAAUUUAGGAUCAAACAGCUGAAAGCAAUGAAAAAGUUAAUAGAAGAAAACGAAACAGAACUGAGUACUGCACUAAGUAAUGAUUUAGGUCGAAGUAAGUUCGAAAAUUAUGUCCUUGAGAUUGAUUUUACUCUCAACGAAUGCAUUCAUAUGCUUCACAACAUAAAAAAAUGGUCUGCUCCAGAAAGGCCACCAAAAGGAAUCGUUAAUCUUCUAGAUGAUGUAGUUAUUUACAAAGAACCGUAUGGAGUAGUUUUAGUAAUAGGUGCUUGGAACUAUCCCCUUCAGUUAACAUUAUGUCCAGUUAUUGGGGCUAUUGCUGCUGGAAACUGUGUGAUUAUUAAACCAUCUGAAGUGUCUGGGGCUGUGGCAAAAAUAAUUGCUGAACUUAUACCUAAAUAUUUGGAUAAUGAAUGUUAUAAAGUAGUAGUUGGUGGAGUUGCAGAAACAACUGAACUUCUCAAACAGAAGUUUGAUUACAUUUUUUAUACCGGUUCUACUACUGUAGGACGUAUAGUCAGAGAAGCGUCAAAUAAAUUUCUAACUCCAGUAACACUAGAACUUGGUGGCAAAAGCCCUGUUUACAUCGAUGGUACAUCUGAAAUGCCUGUUACAGUCAAAAGAAUCUUGUGGGGAAAAUUUAUAAAUGUUGGACAAACUUGUAUAGCUCCAGACUAUAUUAUAUGUUCGAAGGAAGUACAAAAUGUUUUUAUCAAGGAAGCAAAAAUAAUUAUGAAAGAAUGGUAUGGUGACAAUCCAAAAGAAAGUCCAGAUCUUUGUCGUAUAGUUAGCGACAGACAUUACCAACGCUUAGUAGGUUUUCUUACGAAUGGUGAAGUAGCUAUUGGAGGUCAAGUAGAUGCAUCUCAAAGAUAUAUUGCACCAACAAUUCUUAUAAAUGUUAAGCUGACAGAUCCUGUGAUGAAAGAAGAAGUUUUUGGACCAAUACUUCCUAUUGUGAAUGUUGAAAAUGCUUAUGAAGCAAUCAAAUUCAUCAAUGAAAGAGAAAAUCCACUAGUACUAUACGUUUUUACUAAAGAUAAGGCAGUUCAAAAAUUGUUUAUAAAUCAAACUAAAUCUGGUUCUGCUGUUGUCAACGAUACAAUGAUGCAAUAUGCCGUUGAUACCCUACCUUUUGGAGGCGUUGGAGCGUCCGGAAUGGGAGCAUAUCAUGGAAAAUUGACAUUUGACACGUUUGUUCAUCAGAAAGGUUGCCUCAUAAAAAGUUUCAAUAUUAUCGGCGAAACUUUGGCUUCAGCACGAUACCCACCUUAUUCUGAUGCCAAAUUGAAAUUUCUCUCGUUGCUGGUUGCAAAAAGACCAGACAUCCCCGGAAUUCAAUAUUUGCCUCAUUUAAUGAUGUUUGGGUUAGGCGUGGCAGCGACUUUUGCCGUCAAAGCCCUUAUGAAGGGGAAUCCGUAUGGUGAUGAGGUGUAGCAUUGUGUAAUUAGGAACGUCAUUACACAAAAGUACUCAAGAAUUUUUCUAAGCAUAUUUCUAGAACCCAGUCACGAAUAUUUUUGCAGAUAUGAUUUUUGAAUUUGGUAAAAAAUUCUUUAGUUGCUAUUAUUUUAGGUUUUUUUAAUUACUUUGCAAUCACAAAAAUAAUUUGUGAAAAUGACAUCAAUUUAUAGCGUUUAAGUGAAACAUCGCGAAAUGCAUAAAUUCUAUUAAUUACUAUCUUUUUGUGGAACGAAAUGAUUUUUAAAUUAUUUAUCACUUGAUAGUUUUCAAUUUCAAUCAGUCAUUAUAUAUUUUUUUAAUUUUAUUUAUUGGAAUAUUAAAAAAAUGAAAUUCAGUAAUAUUUAUUUUAUGAUUAAAUCCUAUUUAAUUUUACCUAAAAUAAGAGUGAACUAUUGUAUUUAAUUUGUUUAGGAUUUCUGCAUAGAAGGUAUAUAAAUGGAGUAUA